Ilex paraguariensis (yerba mate) is the source of this 1046-nucleotide messenger RNA. The record is from the annotation of a GenBank genome assembly. Lineage: Eukaryota; Viridiplantae; Streptophyta; Magnoliopsida; Aquifoliales; Aquifoliaceae.
AUUUCUUUUGCCCCAAGCCUUCUCCAUUUUUGCGAAGUCCCCAACUCCCAAGCCUGCCUCUCUCUCUCUGAACUUCGCCUGUUUAGUUCAUCGAUCAGUCCUGCACUCUUCGGCUUUUCACUUCCGUCCAUUGCUAUUUAAAGAUGUCUAAGGUAGCAGUAGAUAUUCCUCCAAAGGGUGGAUUCAGUUUCGAUUUGUGUAGGAGGAAUGAAAUGCUAACGAAGAAAGGUGCUCAGAGUCCGUCGUUUCUCAAGACUGGGACUACCAUUGUCGGUCUCAUUUUCCAGGAUGGUGUAAUUCUUGGAGCAGAUACACGAGCCACUGAGGGCCCCAUUGUUGCUGAUAAGAAUUGCGAGAAAAUUCAUUAUAUGGCACCAAAUAUAUAUUGCUGUGGAGCUGGAACUGCAGCUGAUACAGAAGCGGUGACUGACAUGGUCAGUUCCCAGCUGCAGCUACACCGCUAUCACACUGGUCGUGAAUCAAGAGUCGUGACAGCUCUUACAAUGCUGAAAUCACAUCUUUUUAACUACCAAGGUCAUGUGCAAGCUGCUUUGGUGCUUGGUGGAGUUGAUGUCACGGGCCCACAUUUGCACACUGUGAGUUAUUUGCUUACAGACAUCUCUUGUUCCGUUUUCUCUCAGAAAGUGCUGACCGUUGUUGUUAAAUGGAUAUCACAGAUCUACCCUCAUGGAUCUACGGACACUCUUCCAUUUGCUACGAUGGGAUCUGGUUCCCUCGCUGCGAUGGCCAUCUUUGAAUCAAAAUACCAUGAAGGGCUGAGUAGAGAUGAAGGAAUAAAGCUCGUUGCCGAGGCUAUCUGCUCAGGCAUAUUUAAUGACUUGGGAAGUGGAAGCAAUGUGGAUAUUUGUGUGAUAACUAAGGGGCACAAGGAUUACCUGAGAAACCACAUGUUGCCAAAUCCUCGCACUUAUGUCAGUUCACAAGGUUAUACAUUUCCUAAGAAGACAGAGGUUCUGCUGACAAAGAUUACACCUUUGAGAGAGAUGGUGGAAGUAACUGAAGGCGGAGAUGCGAUGGAAGAAUGA